AUGCCAACAAACAACUUUGGAUUGCACUAUGUCUGCAAAAGAUGGUUCCAACUGAUAUCAAAUCUACCCAGAACCGUUCUCGUCAACAAGGACAAUGUCAAACCGUUUCUUGCCUGUCUUGAAAGAAUGCAAAGUACCGACACUAGCUCUGCCACUACUAGAAAUGAUCAAGAUUGGAACCUUGCCAAGAAUGUGACCUAUUUGCUAUGGCUUGUCAAAACAACCAAUCAAAAAAAAGAAAAUACAGAAAGAAUGUGUAGAAUUUUACACAACAACUCAACCAUCACCCACAUCAAGACAUCCGAUUCAAGCAUAUCAUUGUUUGGAAAGAAUGAUUCACUUCCCAAGAAGCUUGUCCACUUUGCCGCCGAAACCGAUGAUGAAUCCAAAUCAAUUAAAAGUCGUCUCACAGCUCUCUAUCGUGAAUUAGUCAAAUGUCCAUUCUUGGUGUCCAUUGACAUUGGUCGUUACAAUGUUGCAGGCCAUGACCCCUUUGGAACUGAAUCUUUACUCGAAAAGGUAUUCCUCACUGAAAAGAUGAAAUCGAAAUCCACCAGUCCACUCACACACUUUAGAUACCAAGGUGAAAUCGAACACCCAGAUUUCAUUUCACCUUUGGCACUAUGCACCGCUCUUGUGUCGAUCAAGCUGGAUACCACUUGGAACCUAAUCAGUUUGUCAUUUGUUGCCAAGGUAUUGGCUGCCAAUCCAAACCUCACCACUCUAGAACUGCCAAUUGAAGGUGGUGGUUAUAAAGUACUCUAUGAGGCAAUCUUUGCCCAUCCAUCGCUUCGAUCACUUUGCAUCAACUUUGAUUCAUACAAAACCAAGCAAGACCAUGUCGACAGCUUUAUCGAUAUGUUCCAAAAGAAGAAGAACACAAAGAUAUCAGAUAUCGGAUUCAAAGCUGCCGAUCAUACCAUCCAUCUGCUCGAUGCUUUCUUGGCCGAUCAAGUGGUAUCACAUCUUCAAAUAGAUAUGUGGAAUGCAGAGAUCCAAUCAUCCAUUGUCAAAUCUAUGAAAGCCGGAUCCUCCCCAUUGAAAUGUGUCUCUAUCAAUUAUCAAGGUGACGACCCAAUCAAGGGGUUGUUGGAGGAUCCCAACAACAAGGAACAAGGCACCACACCAAUAGAGGGACAUAUCAACAUGGUAUCACCCUCAUUGGACAAGUACACCUCUCAUGCAACCUACCAAUUAACAUGUAACAGCGGUACAGUCGGUGAUAACGACAGAUAUGUCACUAUCAUUGUUUUGCCAAAGGUUAGUCAUUAUUUAUUUAUCGAUUAUCCUUAA
Messenger RNA from Cavenderia fasciculata, 1293 nucleotides. RefSeq lists its product as uncharacterized. Lineage: Eukaryota; Evosea; Eumycetozoa; Acytosteliales; Cavenderiaceae. The transcript has a single exon. The record is from RefSeq and is a predicted model, not a curated record. Bases 1 to 1293 code for a protein of 430 amino acids.